CGCUCGCCCCGACUGAUAGGUCCGAACCGUCAGCGCAGCGGUGAAACUCGGGCGCCGUCCGGCAUGGAAAUGUCACACAAACAUCGGUUUCACAGAAACAACGCCUAAAGGAGAUGUUUUCACAGCUUCACGGCACGCUUUCCCUCAAACCAUUUUAGUUGUGAUGAUUUGGGAAUAAGGCUGGCAAACAGAAAAAGCGGACUGCCCCACAGGACCAGGAGAAAGACUCAAAGAUGAGGCUCAGUCAUCACAUCCUCAACACUUGAGCUCAUCCCCAUGCAAGAGACAAACAGCAUGACAAGCUCUGGAGUUGCAGCUGAGAUGGAGGAGCAAUAUUCAGAAGGUGAAAGCCACAAACCGGUGUCACCCUGUGUGACCUCACAGUUAGGAGAUGGCAGCACCACAAAGGAGCAAAGCCAUGACUGGAAGCCAAUGCAGAAGGAGUCCCCAGAGAGCCCUUCAGCAAUAAAACGAUGGGAGAUCGGUCCGCUUCUACAGUCAUUCAAAUCCAAGAUGGCUAGCUUCACUGAGAUCGUCAUGAGCCCUGUUCGGCUUUUUAAGCCCAGUGACUCUCUGUCCUCAAUUGCACUUCCUGAACAGCAUGAACCAUUGAUAACGCAGUCAAAUGUUGAAAAUUCAACCCAGAUUGAGGAGGGAGAGACUGGUGAUGAUAAAUGUAGAAAUGGAUUGUUUCCAAAAAGGCCUUCUUCAGAAAAGGCGCAGUGUAACACUGCUCCAAAACGCCACAGAGUUGCACAGAGACUGAAUUUUUGUACAAUUUCGACAAGUAACAACCACAAGCCAGUAUUGGAUCAUAUUCAAAUGCACAACGAGGUUGCACCAAAUGAAGAAAAUCAGAUAGACUGUCCUUCAAGCCAGUCACAAGCCGUCCUUCAGGAUGUGACUCAUGUUGCCAGUCCUUUCCUCAGGACUAGACCAAAUCUGUCCACAGACAAACCUUUGAAUUCUGCAAGUGCCAUGCAUAUGUCUAGUGAAGCCAACGCUCAAACAGAUGCGGUUGUUGUUCUGCAUCAGCUGUCAGUUGAGAGACAUGCCCUUAGAAAUGACACAGCCUGUGGAUAUAGUCCUAAAUCCUGCUCUUUAGAAGAGGGAUCAAACCUAAUGAAACCAGAAUCAAACAACAGCACAAACAAAACUUGCUUAAACAAGCCUAAUCCUGGAGCCUCCUCUUUUAGCACUUCCUCUAAUUUUGAUUUGAUAGAUAAAGACACAAGCACAGGUGGUUCGUCUGGCAGUGAAGAAUCCUAUUCACGGGUGUCCACCAGGAAGAGCCCUAGAAAGAAACCGUCAUGGACGGCUGAGCCCACCUCCACUGAAUUGGCCACUUUUGUGACAGGAUCAAAGCCUUUGGGUGUGGAGAUGAAGGAAUUACAGUCUAAAAAAGUUAUGGAUUGGACACACCACUCGACUGAAAUAUCAGACCCUCCAAAGAGCUCUACUGUCAGGGAAGUGAGAGCAAAGAGAAGCAGAGAAACUCCUCGAAUAAAGAAAGACUUGCAGGCAAGGAGGAAAUGUGACAUGCAAAAUGCUAAGGGAAGACCUGCGAGAAAUAAAAAGUUAAAAGACAAUGGCAUCUCUCUGGAAAUACACCAGGAGGAUGAAACAUUUAUUGAGGUUAGGAAAAAGAGGAAAGGGGUUUCUAUGAUGCACCCGCUCCAAGACUCAGAUGUGCCCGUCUGUAGUGGUAAUACUGCAGAUGUUGAGAUGAGACAUUCUGUAGAGACCGCAGAAGAAAUGGGACAGGACAAGAUGAUAAGUCGGUUGAGAAAAAAUGUAAAAUGUCGGACGUUACUGACCCCCAGCAAUGAAGUUGAUGCCACUGAUGCUACACCCUCUCAAAACUGCACACAAAAUGUUUCAAUUAACAAGAGUGUGCACGGCAAUGAUAUAAAUAUCAUGAAUGGUCCAUCAGAAUCUCCAGGAUUUCAGCACCCUACGCAGCCACAAGAGCCUAAGGCUCGAAAAACAAGACUGUAUCUCAAAGGUUCAGGUGAUGCUUUGCAGAAGAGAAACCUUCGUCCACCCAAGCAUAAGUUAGAGGAAUACAGCGUAACUUCAGUGGUUGAUCCAGCAGGACCAAGUAAACCUUCAAAAAUAACACUACUGCACCACCAACAGUCUGUUACUGUGGCUGAGGAGCAGGUAACAUCUCUUCCUGGACUUGAAUUAAGAGAAGAAAUGAAGGAACUUUUGUCACCUGAUUCAACAGCUCCAGUGCAUUUAGAAAGAAAACUAAGCAGACCCCUAAAGAAUGUAAACCGAUCAAGAAGAAAAGAUGUUUCCAUUGCAAAAAGAAAAGGAGCAAUUGGAGGCGAGAAUGAAGCAGAGAGCCAAGAAAAGGCAUCAGAAGCCGUUCCAGUAGUGUCGUUGUCAGGUAGCGGUUCCAACCGCCUCCUGCGCAGCUACUCCUGCCCUGAAAUCCCGUCCCUAGUAUCCAGUGACUGUCAUUUACCCCGGUCCCACACGCAUGACAACAGCACUACCUCACCCAGCAGAAAGAGCUCACCCACUCAGCUUCCCAACCACCAUCACUCUCCGUCCAAGCGCACUCGCCGGCACACCGUCUGCAGUGUGGAGAUCGAGCGAGAAAUUGCCCCUUUGUGUCUCCGUAAAGAGGUGUACCCUGCUAGUCGGGGUACUCCUUUGUCCCCCUCUUCCCCUUACUCUCCCUCCACUUCUCUCACAGCCUUAGCCUCAUGUUUUUUGUCCAGUCCUUUAGCAUUCUUGUCUAAAAGCUCAAGCCAAGGGCGUAGUCAUGCUAACGAUGCCAGUGCUGGCAGCAUUUCAGCUGCCUCCAGUUUUGUUGCAUCAUCAUCAUCAUCAUCAUCCUCCUCCUCCUUCAGUUCCCCUUUUACUUCCACCCUCACGUCCUGUCACGCUUUAACCGGCCUCUCCUCUGUUGUCACUCCCAGCCCUGAGACACCUUCUGCCUCUGUGUCAUCACUCUGCAGUGCAUUCUCUCAGAGUUCUUUGGAGGGAGACCAUGGGGUGCUUCAGAUGGAGUGUGAGGAGGCAAUAGAUGAAGAAGAGAGAUCCAACUUUGACCUUAAACUCUCUGCGGCCAUCUCAGAGGAGAAAGCAUUAUCAGACUCUGAAAUCAAGACCGACAUAAAGGAUGGUCAGCGAGGAAAGGUGUCCUCUAUUCGUAUCCGUAAAAAGAUUCCAAAGCCUCAGAAUAAUCUCACCCCUAUGGGCCUUCCUAAGGUCAUCAGAAUAAAGAAGAAGGAUUUCAGCUUGGAGGAAAUCUAUACAAACAAAAACUUCAGCAAACCUCCUGAUGGACUGACUCAUGUACAGAUGGCAGAGAUGGAGGACUGUGAAGGGGUGAUUGCGACAGAGCGUUAUGGCUCACAGGAGUCUUGGAAAUACCUGUUGAAGGACAGGAGGAUGAAGAGACAGAAGGAUGCUGUGGACGGCAGCCUGGCGGGAAAUUCAAUCUCUGGCGUGUUUAAAAGUGUUUUCCUGCCACAGGGAUAUCCUGAGAGUGUCAGUGAGGAUUACUUACAGUAUCAGCUCUGGGACACUGUGCAGGCAUUUUCCAGCUCUCUGUCUGGCACACUCGCUACUCAAGCUUCCCUGAGGGGUGUAGGUGUUGGAAAUCAAGAAGCUACAGUUGCAGCAGCUACAAUAACAUGGCUGCUUAGGGAUGGAACAGGGAUGCUGGGAAGAAUCCUUUUUGCCUGGCUCAAAGGGAACAAGUUAGAUUCAGAAGCCAAAAAAUGGAGGCUCUUCGCUGACAUUCUUAAUGACGUGGCGAUGUUCAUGGAGAUUGCAGCCCCUCAUUUCCCUCCUUUUUUUAUUCUAAUCGUCUGCAUUGCUGGAAUAUUUAAGUCCAUUGUAGGAGUUGCUGGUGGAGCGACAAGAGCUGCAUUAACUGUCCAUCAAGCUCGCAGAAACAACAUGGCUGAUAUCUCCGCUAAAGAUGGGAGCCAGGAAACACUGGUGAACCUGGCAGGACUACUGGUCAGCCUGGCACUUAUCCCACUUGUAACAGAUAACCCAUUGUUGACAUUCAUCCUGUUCUUCCUGUUCACUCUUCUCCACCUGUUUGCCAAUUACAAAGCUGUUCGGUUUGUUAUGGAAACCCUUAAUGAGGCUCGCUUGUCCAUAGUCCUCCAUCGGUACCUGCUGACUGGUCAACUGCUCAGUCCAUUGGAGGCCAAUCAGAAGGAGCCUGUGUUCUUGUCACUUGGAAGGACAGUUCCCAUCAAGUUGGGUGUGAGGCUUGGAGACAUUGUUCAAGAGCCAGGAGAACUGCAGCUGGCGUUGAAGAACAACAGCAAACCGUAUCUCAUUGGAAUCAAAAAUGGUACUGUCUGUGUUUGUCUUGGAAGUGAUGCUUCUGUGCAUGAUGAAAUAAUGGCAGCAUGUCAGGCCUUGUGUCUCCGUAAUGUGUUACUCAAUGAUUCCUCUCUGGGUGGUGCACUCAAACAGCUCUCAAACACUAAGGACCCAUGGGAUUUAAUAUCACAGAGUCAUAAGAUGAUUGAUCAAAUUUUCCAGACAUUUCUAAAAGAACUGGAUCAAGCAAAGUGGCAGACAGAUCGGACACUAUUGGACUGGAACGAGUGGCGCGUGGAAUGGAGGAAAAAGCGAAGCUGAAUCAAAUUGUUAUUAAAGAAAUGGAAAAUGUUUUUGUUUCCACUGAUAUUCACUUCGAAACAUCUGUCAGUUUUUAAUUACUUGCCAAAACUCAACCACAGAACUGAAAGAUUUAUUUCAGUGUCAUAAAUAUAAACUGUACAAAUAAAAACAAUGAGGACAACA
This is a messenger RNA of Megalobrama amblycephala (Wuchang bream), 4788 nucleotides long. RefSeq names its product proline rich 14 (gene prr14). The record is from RefSeq and is a predicted model, not a curated record. Lineage: Eukaryota; Metazoa; Chordata; Actinopteri; Cypriniformes; Xenocyprididae.